This is a messenger RNA of Wasmannia auropunctata (little fire ant), 1447 nucleotides long. It is a transcript of the gene PIG-C, whose product is annotated as phosphatidylinositol N-acetylglucosaminyltransferase subunit C. Gene Ontology annotation, cellular component: membrane; glycosylphosphatidylinositol-N-acetylglucosaminyltransferase (GPI-GnT) complex. The transcript has 2 exons. Lineage: Eukaryota; Metazoa; Arthropoda; Insecta; Hymenoptera; Formicidae. Bases 512 to 1330 code for a protein of 272 amino acids. The record is from RefSeq and is a predicted model, not a curated record. Gene Ontology annotation, biological process: GPI anchor biosynthetic process.
GGACGGGGCAGAGUUUCCCGGGUGAGGGAAAAGAUGGCGACGUCGGCGGGGACGUAUAGCGAUGAUCGGUCAUGUCGCCGGGCACACCGCUCGCUGAUUAUCCUGGAUUAUCCACAUGAGGAGUUACCCACGCGGCGGUUUACCUUCAGAUAAGCUGCGAUUAAUGAAAAAUAAAGGCAUACUGUGAACUGUCAACUGUGUUUCGGGAUGUAUACAGUGACAAAAUUUUCGGUAAAUGCUUGCUUUGAUUCUUAAGUUUUGACAAAAAUUAUGAUUCCAUUUCGAUUUCCAUCAGCAAAGUUUUCAGACAACUUGUAUUAUAACAAAGAGUUUAUACACAUAUUAUAAAGUAUAACCAUCCUUAUACAUAUAAUUCAUAAUAGUACAUUGUGCUAAAUAAUACCGGUGGAAGAUUGACUGCACACACGGGGAAGAAAAUAUAAUUUUUAAUAUAUUUGCAUAUUUUGAGACAUGAACGAGAACAUUCCUAAAGGUGUACUUGGCUUGCAACAUGAAGGACGUGCAGUGGCAGAAAAAUUUGUAUGAAAAUUACGGAUUGCCGGACAAUUACACGGACAGUUCGUUCUUAGAGCAAUUGCGUAAAAAUAUAAAACCGAAUAGCGUGACGCUGACAGAAGCGAUAAGCUUGGGCGCCAGCAUAUCCACGAGAUUGAGCGUCGUUGUACUUUUCGUCAUGAUAUUCAUUUGGCUGAACAACGAAUGGACCACGCCGAACGUUAUCGUAAUAUCAGGAAGCGUAUUGACGAUUUUCGGCUAUUUUGUAUACAACGUAAAGGUACCCGAUCGGCCUGUAAAACCAACGAAGGAUCUGUGGACUGUAUUAAUAUUUCUAACAUUCGGAUACAUAUUAUCGCCCAUCUUAAAAACUUUGACGGAAACGAUCAGUACCGAUACAAUUUACGCUAUGACGAUAUUGAUGUUCCUGACCCAUUUAACAUUUAGCAAGUACGGAUCGUCACAGAUCUGCCUCUCGGACUCCUUGUCCAUAACUUCCUCGAUCUUUGGCUCGUUAAUGUUGGCCUCCAGAUUAGCGUCUCCGUUACACGCCUUUUCGCUGUUGACCGUAUCAGUUCAGUGCUUCGUACUGUUACCUUAUCUACUGUCGCAAAUAAAUAAUAAAAUUGUCACGUCGACCAUUCUGACGAUCGGUACCAUAUAUUUGCUUUUAUUUGUUUCACAAAUGUUUUCUUACGUUUUUAUUAUCGCUAUAAUAUUCAUUCAUUUUGUUUGUCCACUGUGGUAUAUCAAGUGCCAGAAAUAUAAAGAUAACAUUUACGGUCCUUGGGACGAGGCAAUAAUCGCUUCUUAAAAAGAAUUAGAUUUCUUUAUGAAUAAUCGUAUCUGUACAUAUGUAUAUAUAAAACAAAUAUGUAAAAAUUGUAUCAAAAUUGUACUCUUUGAAAUACAGUAUUCUAUAUUUAUUAUA